Messenger RNA from Paraglomus brasilianum, 1272 nucleotides. NCBI's taxonomy places the organism in Eukaryota, Fungi, Glomeromycota, Glomeromycetes, Paraglomerales, Paraglomeraceae. The record is from the annotation of a GenBank genome assembly.
AUGACCAGUAGCAAUAUUGCAAUCGAAGAACCUUCUUCUCUCGAAGAAGUUUGGAAAUGGAACAUAGAGCAAUUCAUAAAGUAUCUUAAUAAACAUAUAAGUUCAGGUUUAAGCAGCAAAGAUGAGAAUGUACUUGAAAAAAAUGAAAUCGAUGCCCGUGCUAUUACCCUUUUUUCGAGAGAAGAACUCGUAAAUUUGGGGAUGACGACUGGAAUUGCAACAUGCAUUUUAAAGAUUAUGAAGGAACUAUGUGCGCGGCUUGAGCGGUUCAGGUUAUAUUGCACAGCGACAUAUAAGAAAAACAAAAAAAUUUUCUCAAUCGCCAUCGAUGACUGGACGCUAUUACAAAGGAAAAUCAUGACGGAAUUUCUUGAUUUGCUUGAAGACGUUGACGAGUCUGAAAUUACUAUCAAACCACCUGCAAACAAUGUAAUAAAAGAUAAAGAAACAUUCUACAGCUUUCUUGAAACCGUUCCCAAGCUAAAUGGGCUUAAAAGAAUCAAAUUUACUGUUGAAACUCCACAAACAAAUUUCUCUAAAUAUAAGAGAAUAAUCGAUCUUGUGGGUAUUUUUGGUACAAAUAUAAAAGGCUUGACUACAAUAGAUGACUUACCCCAAAUGGAAUUUUCUACAAAACCUGCUGAUAUAUCUGAAGAACAGCUAAAAAGAAUAACCGAUGCUAUAGUGACACGUCUGAAGCUACUUAUACACACAUCAGGUCCAAUUGGAGGGAAGAAUGAGAUAGAACGGUCAUAUUAUAUCGAUGCUGUUUUACGUGACAUUGUUAAAUCAUGUGGAGAAGAUGUUCGGAUAAAUCAACAAUAUAAUAUUGUUGGAUCGCAUGGAGAUGGACGUGUGGAUUUCGUUAUCAAACAUGUGAAUACUAUGAUUUGUAUAACUGAGGCAAAGAUCACAGAUAUAGAACAAGGAAUAUGUCAAAAUUUCAUUCAAUCACAUAGCGCUUGCAAGACCAAUUUAAGAAAACGAAAAUUUGACGAUCUUGCUGGAUAUGAUUAUGUUUAUGGAAUUGUCUCUACAGGCGACCAAUGGAUCUUUACAGUUGUAAGUUCUGCUAAUGAGCUUGCAGCAGCAAAUAAGAAGAUACAGACAUUAAGUGUUAAUAGCGAUGAUGUUGAUGAUGAUAGGCUGGCAAAUGAUGUACAAAUUCUAGUUCGUGCAAUCCUUGGAAUUCUCCAAGAUAAGAUUGCAAGUAUUGAGGAACAACCACAAGCAAAGAGACAGCGACUUGAGAAAGUUCUAUUAUCUAAAUGA